UGUCGAAUCAGCGGUUCGGAGCGCCAAAGUCACGUGAUUUCAGCAGUUGUUUGGCAGUUUAUGUCUAUGGUUUGACAUGCGAUCUGAAUCAUGAUUCGAAUCGCCACGCUGAUUCAUUAUGCUCCGAAACCUCCGAAGUGACAGCGAAAAAUGCUACCUAUCAGAUUGUGCUUCCAGCGUGAUAUUUACAUGGUUUGUGGCUUUAUUAACAUCUACACCUACCCCAACCCUAAACCUACCCUUAUAAUAAUGCAAGUACAGUAGUGGUAGCACAAUAUGAUAUAACAUUAAUCGUUAGAACAAGUAUAAAUCGAUAGCGAAAAAUGCUACUUAUCAGGUUGUGCUUUAUUAAUGUCUACACCUACACCAACACUAAACCUACCCUUACUAUAAUGCAAAUACACUAAUUUUAUCAUGACAAAAAUGAUGUAAUAUUGAUGUGCGCAAGUGCAGUAAGCCUGGGUAGGACAAUCUGAUGAGUAGGAUGAAAUGUCAGGACACCGGCACUGACAUAUAAACAGUUUUGUCUCAAGAUGCACAACAGUAAUGUUUUCUUUUCUUUUUCCACUAAGCCGCGUUUAUAAAAGCUAGGCUACUUAAAUGUCCUAACUAAACUAAGGCCUAAUCCUGGCUUAAUCUAAACUCUGUCUGUGAAACCGGGCCUAGAGUUUUCUUUUUUCUACUGCUUUAAGGAUUGAAAUAUUUUUAAAAUCAUUUUUAAAUGCUACAAAAUUUGGAGCUAUUAUAACAAAUUUGUUUGUGCAAAUAAAACCGAUCUAUAAUCAAAAUAUUACUGCACAAAAAUUAAACCUUGCUGUUGAAUUUGUAAUAAGUUUCACUUGUUAGACAGCAUUUUUACAUUGGAUAUAUGGGAAUAUUUAAAUUGUGAUGUAGGCCUAUGUAUGUACUAUAGGCUAUUAUAUACUGUAGUCUAUGAUAUUUGGGCUUGUGUCCACAUAUUCUCAGAUAAAUAUAUAUCCUAAUUUAAAGAAUAAAUUGGAGUCACAUGAUGGCAAUUAAACUUGUCUAUUAUCUGCAAGUUUAUUAACUAUGUUUUUGAAAUAGGCAUCCCCAGUACCAGUCGCAACAUAUCAAGUCUAACUUUUUUUUAGAUUCAGAUUUUAUUUUAAGCCAUCACAUGUUACCUGGAAUGCUGACCCACAACAAAGCGUGACCCUCACAGGCAUACCAUUGUAACAGCUUUGGGCAGUUCACCUGUUCAUCAAAGAGAGAAGAUGAAAUUUUCAGCCUGCUUUUAAUGCCUGCCAAGAACAAAGGGUAAUAAAUAACCAUGAUGACGGCUGCCCUCUACAGCGAUGGCUAUCUGCCAUUGGUUUCCUCCUGCCAUAAUGCUACCAGACUUUUCACCUCUAUGUAUAGCUGAUUCUAUUCUUGUAGUUGUUAGUAAUACAAACACUGCACUCUCGAGUCAAGUGCAUCUGCUUCAACACUGUCGUGGAUAGUCAAUGGUGCUGUGAAUGUCUUCAAAGACAGGUUUGACUGUUUGGGAAUUUCUUUGGAGUUCAGAUGAAAAUGACAGGAGGUAACCUGAUGGAGACAAGCAGCUGUGCCGGCUCAGAGAUCGACAUGAGGAAGGCGGUUUACCAGCCGACGGGUUUCAUGAAAACAACAGUGAAGGUGAGCUUUGGCGAAAGUGCUUUUACAGUGGACAGAAGCCUUCUGGAGGAGCAUUGUGAAUACUUUCGGGCGCUUUUCCAGUCUGGCAUGAAGGAAUGCCAGGAGGAUGAGGUGUGUCUUCAGGUGCCGAGCGCUCGUGGAUUCCUGGUCGCCCUCCGUGUGAUACACGGCGAAAGACCCAUGCUGAGCGGUGACGAAAUUGUCGAUGCCAUCGAGUGUGCUGCGUUCCUUCACAUAGAGCUUCUAACUGAGCACCUCAUAAACAUUAUCAAUUCAGACAACUGCCUUCUUAUGUAUCACACAGCGGCGAAUUUUGGGUUAAUGAAGCUCUUCGGCAGUGCAGCUUUGUUCAUUCGAGACAUUUAUCAAGACCUCGAAGAAGAUGUGAAGUGUUUGCCAGAGGAUUUGAUUGAAUAUAUAGAGUCUCUUGUUCCUAGUACGUACAUCAUGGUUGGUAGUCAUUCGCCAACCAUCAAGCUGUUGCAGGACUUCAUGAGGACUGUUUGUUACCUUGAUGAGGACGAGAAAGACUGGAAGGUUCUCACUCACCUGCCUCUCAACGCCAGCACCACCAUGGCAGGAGUUACGGUUUUAGACAACAAGCUCUACAUUGUUGGAGGAGUCUAUGAUAUUACCAAUAAAGUUGUGGAUUCUGGUUUCUGCUAUGAUGUAUCUACAGAUACUUGGAGCACAUUUUCCAGCCCUCAGCAACUUCGCUACAACUGCACCCUUGUUGGCCAUGCAGGUGACCUUUUUGUCAUUGGCGGAGAGUAUGAAAGGACCAUAAUGUCCUCUGUGGAGAAAUACAAAGUCUCCUCGGACACCUGGAGCUUCGUUGCCCAUCUCCCAAAACCUGCAUCUGCCGUGGCUUGCGCCAAAGCCAUGAGAAGACUGUUCAUAUGCCUCUGGAGACCUAAAGAUGCUACGGAGAUUUAUGAGUACAUAGCGAACAAGGAUGAAUGGAUGUUAAUCACGACACUUGUUCGGCAUCAAAGUUACGGUCAUUGCAUGGUGGCCCACAGGGACAACUUGUACGUCAUGAGGAACGGGCCAUCUGAUGAUUUUUUGAGAUGCAUGAUGGACUGUUAUAAUCUGACCUCAGGUCAGUGGACGGCCAUGCCCGGGCAGUACGAGAACAGUAAGGGGGCUUUGUUUACCGCGGUAGUGCGAGGUGACUCAGUGUUCACGGUGAACCGCAGAGCGACAGUGGAAUAUGCUAUUGAGGACAACAAAUGGAGGACGAAAAAAGAAAUGACAGGAUUUCCAAGAAUCGGCUCCAUGUGGACUUUCCUCUUGAGACUGCCAAAGAAAAGCAGAGAGCUUUUACAAAAGAAAAAUAAUGGAGCUGAGAUCUCAUCUGACCUCAGCUCAAGUGCUUCUGUACCAGUGUUGCCAACUAUUUUCAAUGGAAAGUAGCUAAUGUCUGCAAAAGUUGAAUGUUGCUGGAUGCACCUAACUGUCAGCACUUUGCAUUUGUUUUCUCUCCUAAUCAGAGAUGGUCUUGUUAUUGAGAGAUAUGAGGGUCCGUUGCUCUACCAUUGGAAAAAGCUUAACGGCUAAUUUGGAUCACGUGUGCCUUGAUAACCAAUCACAUUACAGCCUUGACGUCAUUGAAUUUCGUUCAGUUGUGCAACAGUCACUAGCAGGGUUUCCAUCCAUACGGAGCCCCGGACAUCACAUGCAGGGGGAAAAAAUAGUAGGCUAAAUUGUGCGCAUGAUUUACUAAAUCGUUC
Megalobrama amblycephala (Wuchang bream) is the source of this 3371-nucleotide messenger RNA. RefSeq names its product kelch repeat and BTB domain containing 13a (gene kbtbd13a). Lineage: Eukaryota; Metazoa; Chordata; Actinopteri; Cypriniformes; Xenocyprididae. Gene Ontology annotation, molecular function: protein binding. Bases 1528 to 3054 code for a protein of 508 amino acids. The transcript has a single exon. The record is from RefSeq and is a predicted model, not a curated record.